AUGGGUUUCAGGCUCAACCUCAAAUGGUGUGGCCUUUCAGUUCAGUCUCCGCUCUCCACAACCACUUCAUCUUGGCCAACAUCAUUUUCUUGUAUGAAGAGGGAUAGUUCCUACUGCUGGGAUAAAUUAUCGGCUGCAUCGGUUUUGUAUGGCGAGGCAGAAAUGCUUAACGAUGAUUCAAGAGAACGUAUUUGCUCGUCUUCACCUCAACUUCUGGAAGACUAUUACUUGAGAGCUGGAGAAUCGAAGGUGGCACUUGGGAAUGGUUCCGGUGAUGAUUUAUACAUUUUACUUGAUAAAGACAAUGAAAUCUCUAAAAUCGAGGAUAAACAGGCGCACCUAACUAGCUUGCAAUCAAGCCAAGCAUCACAAUACGGAUUGCUAAUGAAAAAUCUCGAUGAGCUAGAAGAGCUGUUUGCAUAUUCCAAUGACGCAAGGUUGGAAAAGGACAUUAUGGAACAAUUAGAAAGACUUGGAGCUCUAAGGUUUUUCCAUUCAUGUCUAUCCAGGACUCUCGAGUCCUCAACUUAUUCUAAUUUGUGUAAUGCACAUGAUGAGAUUAUUGUUGGCGAGCACAGAAUAAGUGAUCGUGUGGGCAAGUUGUUCAUUCAAUCUGGGAAAAAAGAGAUGAGAAAAUUGAGAAGAAAUAAAAAAAUCAAGAAGGAAGGUGAACGGUUGGACUCCAUUUCAAGGGAAGUUCUGGAGCUGAAAUUUGGGCUGCCGAGUAGAAAGAGAGGUAGAAGUCCAAGAUCGAAUAUUGCUCGGAUAGAGGCAGAUAUGUCCAGUGGAGUAAAGAUGGUUGCAAAAUUGGAAAAACUCAGGGUGAUGCUAGAAGAUGAAACUGGCCAAAUAGCUAGCCCGAGUGAUUGGGCAAAAGUUGCUGGGUUUGAAAAGAAUGAAUUGCGACAGCAUUUGCAUUAUGGCUGGUAUUGUAGAGAUGAGCUACUGAAAAGCACGCGCUCGUUGGUUAUAUUUAUCUCCAAAAACUAUUGGGGUCUUGGGGUACCCUUUGAAGAUCUAGUUCAGGCAGGAAGUAUGGGUGUGUUGAAAGGUGCAGAAAGGUUUGAUCGAACAAGAGGAUACAAAUUUUCGACCUACGUUCAGUAUUGGAUUAGAAAAUCUAUGUCAACAUUAGUUGCGAAACAUGGCAGAGGAGUCCGAAUUCCUUGCACAUUAAGCAUGACAAUAAAUCAAGUGCAGAAGGCACGGAAGGCCCUUUGUGCCAGCAAUGGAAAAUAUCCAGAUGACACUGAAAUUGCCCGUUUUACUGGUCUAUCCAUGGCGAAGAUUAAGUCAGCUAACAAAUGCCUCAGGGUCGUGGGAUCAAUAGAUCAUAAAAUUGGCGAGGGCAUCAACGUGGAUUAUAUGGAGAUUACACCUGAUAAGUCAAUAUUAAGUCCAGAAGAGAGUUUUAUCAGACAACAAAUGAUAAAGGAUCUUUACACUCUUUUGAACGGCUUGGGGCCAACAGAGAAGCAGGUUAUAAUCCUAAGAUUCGGACUAGGAAAUAAUCAACGCAAGUCGCUUGACGAAAUCGGAAGAAUUUUUCGGGUCAGCAAAGAGUGGAUUAGAAGAAAAGAAAAAUCUGCACUUACAAAACUGAGGAGUGAGGAUUGCAUCAAAUUUUUGAACCAUUAUGCAUAUAUGAAACAAAUCUGA
Molecule: messenger RNA, 1659 nt
Organism: Striga hermonthica
Lineage: Eukaryota; Viridiplantae; Streptophyta; Magnoliopsida; Lamiales; Orobanchaceae
Source: the annotation of a GenBank genome assembly